Messenger RNA from Acanthocheilonema viteae, 633 nucleotides. The record is from the annotation of a GenBank genome assembly. Lineage: Eukaryota; Metazoa; Nematoda; Chromadorea; Rhabditida; Onchocercidae.
UUACAACAAAAUUAUUCGAUGGAAUGUGUAUUCAUGGAGGAAAUGCUCGAAAAUUAUUAUAAUUUAUAUUCCUCCUGUACAUAUGGUACAUCAAAGAAACCUUGGUAUAUUUCAUUGAGAAAGACGGGCCGACCUCGUAAAGGCAAAUAUUCUCGUAAACGUCGGAAAUCAUCACAUUUUCUUGUUGUACAUUUUGACGAUGAAGCGGAUAGUGGUAAUUUUGAUGGUUAUUCAUAUUCCAAUGAUGAUAAUUCCAUCCAUUUUUCUAAACCACGAAUUAUCCAACCUAAUCGUUUUGAUUAUCUAACGCACUAUUCGAAUGAUCAUGAUAAGCCACCGCUUCCGAAAAGUUUGGAUGAUAUUUUAUCGGGUACACUGCAACAGCAUCCUCCAAAGAUACCGCUUACUAGGCAAUAUACCCCUAUUGAAAUGGCACGAUGGGUCACAGUUCAACGACGUAUAAAUGGUGGAAAUCGUAAAAUGUCACGUGAAGAAAUGCAUGAUAUUCAAAAGAAAAGACGAAGGAAGAGCCGAUUGGAACGAGAGGAAAUGCAACGACAACGACGACGACAAGAGCUUGAAUUAAAACGUGCUAAUGCAUACAAGGAGCAAUUAUGGCAAAGUAAACAAUAA